UGGGGAGAGCAUUGCUCCUUGCAAACGAUAGCUGAACAAUUCCAUGUCUCAGUGGAUGCACUCCAAGGGUACCGUUUUCUCACUCUCUUCCUUCUCGCUGGAAUCCGCAAUGGGUAGAUUUACUGCAGACUUCAAACCUGUCAACACCCAAAUGUGUGACACCAGUUCUCAACACAUGUGAAAGAGCUAAGCUGAGGGACACGAUAAUAUAUAGCAGGGGAAGGAGACAGAAGUUCUGCAAAAUACAUUUUGCUCAGCAUGUAAAAGUUUUCAAUGUACUUCGUUUUGAAGCCGAGCAAUGCUGUUAUCAGCCUGCAGUUAUCAAGGAGCUGGGACAGUAUGUCAGGAGCUGGACUCUGUGAGUCUCCCCCGUGUUGGUGUUACCACUAACAGGCUCUUCAUCCAAACUGUAAAGAUUUGAGCUCAAAAGCUGAACAACUGCAUGAUGCCUGCUUAACUUUAGAGCACUUGCCUAAGCACAAGAUCGCAGAAACUUUGCAUGGGAGCAGCUGGAGCUGCCUGCACGAAGCAGGCUGCUGCUCUAUUCUCACCUGCUGAAACAGCACAAGGGAGAACAGGGAGAAGAGAGGAGCUGCGCAUGCCUCCACGGGACAGGGACAGGGACAGGGACAGGCAGCAAACACUCGUCUGUGACCCCCAGAGCUCUUCAGAGACCCUCGGAGAGCCUCACCCCGCGCUGGGAAGCACGCACAGCUGGGCAGAGCCAAUGUAAAUAGUUUGGGGGAAAGUAAUGAAUAUGCGUAGUGAUUCUAAAACAAAUACAUGAAUAUGCAACAAGUGAUACUGGUGUACCCUACCGGCGUGCAUGGCUGGCGGCACGACCCCCAUGCACCCGGCUCCGUGACAGAAAGUGCCCGCUGGUCAGCGUUACGCUGACGUGAAGGGGCUUUCCCCCGGGGCUCAGUGCCACCGGAGUGUCAGAGGAAUCCGUCCCCGCUUACACAGCGGAGAGUUUUACGAGACGGAGGCUUAUUAAAACCCUUUACGAGCCCCAGCCCCGAGCUGAGGAAGCCAGCGUUUUGCCAAAAAGCACCCUGCGGUUGCCGAGCGGCCUCGCGGAGCCGCUGUCAGGCCGGGGCAGCCCGGCGGAGCAGGAAGUGCAGCGGGCCUGGGUGCGCGCCCAGCCUGCCGCAGUUCCGCCUGGGCUGCGCCGGAGGCAUGGCACGGCUCUGCCCGGCUGCCCCCCUGCUGCUGCUGGGCACCCUCCUGGGGACGGGGGCCCCCCUGAUGCCCGGCUCCCCGCUGCCGCCGGGCCCCAUCCUGCUGCUGGGCUCCCUGCUGCUGCCCGGCCGGACGGCGCUGGCAGGGGACCACGUACCCGCGCUGCUCUGGUCAUCUGCGAGAUCCCAGUGGAAUCCACAGCCUGCUUUGCAUGAAGGACACAUUGUCUCAGCACAGGAGCUGGCUGUACUCUUGCAACCUGUUUUUAGCCCCCGUCCCAGAAAUCUUGUUUUGUUCCUUCAAGAGACCCUUAGCAUAGAUGAUUUCACAUACUACAGUGAAUCCUAUGGUAACAAGAAUCCAUUUCAAAAUGUUCAGGAAAUUCUUCAGUCUUCUCCUUCAUCUCUAGUUUUGCCUGCUGUUGACACCAAGGCUACCAGGCAUCUUUUGAGCUUUCUCCAGGAGUCGGGAGAUUGGAAUUUAACAAACAUGACAAAUCUCGACAUCUCUCACCUGGAAGCGAAUACAUCUAAACCAAACUUACUUGUGGUUCAGCUACAACCGCUUAUCAGUGGCUUAAGUGAGAUUUCCACCCUGGAAGCAAUGGCUGAAAAUGACAACAUAAUUGGAAGACUGACCAUGGAUCUGGAGGAACGAGGGAUUCAUUUUUCAGCAAUUUAUACUGCAGUGAGACCUUCAAGGAUUUCUAGAAGAACUGAAACGAUGUGGAAUUUAAGACGACAGUUAAUGGCCACUGAGGAAGAAGACAGCUUACCAUAUCCUCCUGUGAAUGUGACCAUUGGAAAUAAUACUUGCAUCCUUUUCUAUGCUGGUAAUUUCAACCUCAAAGCCAACAACUCAGUUUUUAUAGAUUUGACAAAUGCAACAUUUGUAAUCCCGAAUGUGGACAUUUCUUCCUCUAAGUGCUCAGACAUCAACACAACACUGUCAUUAAAAUACACAAAGCCUGUGAAUGGGAUCAACAGCCUAGAGAUAAGGUUUAUAAUGACCAACAAGUUCUAUGGAGGCUCAGCUAGAAAUUGGUCCACUUUGGAUUCAGUUGAGAUUGUACAAGAUGAAGAAAAAAUUGCUAGGUUUAAUGUUUCUGUCAUCUCUGCUCCUGCAGAGUAUUCAUUUCAUUGUCAGCUGGUGGGAACAAGCAGUCUCUAUCCUGCAAGGCUGAUUCCAUCCAACAAUGAAGCAAGAAACUGGGAUGUUUUCAUUUCCAGGUUCCAACUUCAAGGAUUCAACGUGGAAAACAACCAGUUCUCUUACGCCAGUGACUGUACAGGUUUCUUCUCUCCUGGAAUCUGGAUGGGCUUGGUGACAUCUACAAUUUUACUGUGGAUCCUGGCCUAUGGAGUCCACAUGAUCAUGCAGCUCACAGCAAACAGCAGAUUUGAUGAUCCCAAAGGUCCAGCUCUGUCAGUUCCACAGACAGAAUAGCCAUGGAUUGAUUUAGUGCUGCUUCAGAUUCUCCUGGGCUGAUAUUUAUGAUUUUUAUAACCCUUCUACUUUACAGUAUAUGUAUCCUAAAAAGAUAUCAUCGCAGAAUGGGAUAAUUAAACUACAUAUUAAAAGUACCCUUAUGUUUGGCAAUAGAAAUAAUUCUGCUUGUUAUUACUGUGAUUUUUUAUUAACUGUGUUAAGGUCUGACGUGAGGUUGUCAAGGUUAUUACUCUCUCUGGCUAUUAGAAAGACCAGUACAAGCUGCCUUCAGAUUAUAUAUUUUUGGCAAAGAAAGAUUAUCACAACAGAGAAAAACGGGAAGGAUUUAUAAAUAACUUAUUCAAUAAGAAAUUAAACUUAUUAUCAUACUAAGUAUGAUUAAAUGUGCAAUGCAGAGAAUAUCUUAACAGAGAUAAGGUAAUUUUCUUAGCAUUCUUCUUUUUUUCUGGGUAUAUUUGGAGUAGUUUUGAAGUUUGUACAGAAAAGGAGAAAAAAAGCUAUAAAGUCACUAGAAGCACUGUGCUAAGGUACUGUUUAAGUCUGAGCAUGUUUAUGGUCAUCUCACUGAUUCCAGAAGUCUGAAAACACUCAGUUUGAUGAAUUCUUUUGCAUAUAAUAAAGAUACUAGAGCCUCUCACUGGGAAA
Cygnus olor (mute swan) is the source of this 3276-nucleotide messenger RNA. RefSeq names its product ATPase H+ transporting accessory protein 1 (gene ATP6AP1). Bases 1180 to 2628 code for a protein of 482 amino acids. Lineage: Eukaryota; Metazoa; Chordata; Aves; Anseriformes; Anatidae. Gene Ontology annotation, cellular component: proton-transporting V-type ATPase complex. The record is from RefSeq and is a predicted model, not a curated record. The transcript is spliced from 10 exons.